Messenger RNA from Fonsecaea nubica, 921 nucleotides. Its product is annotated as transcriptional activator hap2. The transcript has 2 exons. Gene Ontology annotation, biological process: regulation of transcription by RNA polymerase II. Gene Ontology annotation, cellular component: CCAAT-binding factor complex. The record is from RefSeq and is a predicted model, not a curated record. NCBI's taxonomy places the organism in Eukaryota, Fungi, Ascomycota, Eurotiomycetes, Chaetothyriales, Herpotrichiellaceae. Bases 1 to 921 code for a protein of 306 amino acids. Gene Ontology annotation, molecular function: RNA polymerase II cis-regulatory region sequence-specific DNA binding; DNA-binding transcription factor activity, RNA polymerase II-specific.
AUGGAAUACCCCCCUCAGUAUCAGCAACACACCCAGCAUCCUCACAUGCAGGGAGGUUAUCAAACGUCGCCUCAGAGUGCCGGUCCCGGUUCGCUCCAGUCUCCAUCCGGCCCUCAAUCGCAUAUGCAACAACACAACCCCAAUCAAGCCUCUCCCAUCCUCCCUUCCCAAAGCCAGAAUCACUAUCAACCUCAGUCGGCCGGUGGUGUCCAUCAAUCCAUUGCUUAUCCGCAAUAUGGUGUCGGUACGGGAAUGACACAAGGCUAUGGCAUAUCGCCGACUCAAGCUGCGGCCAUGGCUACCGCGGCGGCAUCAGGACAAAUGCCGCCCCUGCCUUCCACUGUGAGCAUGCCCCAAGCAGGACAGAUGAACCAACAGAGACGCAUGAGCCAACAUAUCACGAGUCCUCACGGCCAAGUCUCUCAGCCUGUCCUGAAUCAUAACAUGCCACGACAAUCGGUUCCUCCUACAAUGCCUCCUCCGCAACAACCUGUACAGCCACCACAGGAAGAAAUUGUAGCGGGAAGUGCAGAGGAGUCUCCAUUGUAUGUCAAUGCGAAACAGUUCCAUCGCAUUCUCAAACGCCGUGUUGCUCGACAGAAGCUUGAAGAGCAGUUGAGGCUCACAUCCAAAGGUCGUAAGCCGUACCUUCACGAGUCGAGACACAAUCAUGCUAUGCGACGACCUCGUGGUCCCGGCGGUCGGUUCUUGACGGCCGAUGAGGUUGCGGCAUUGGAGAAGAAUCAAGGUGAGGGCACCGAGAACGGAACGCCUGUGACCAAGAAAGCCGACAACGUGUCUUCGGGCACCAAGAGAAAGGCGGGCCCUUCCGACAACGAAACCCCGGUCAAGAGAUCGAAGCUCGCCAGUGAGAGUGCCGAAGAAGAGGAUGACGAUGACGGUGAGGAGGACACGGGCUGA